AUGGAUGCGCGCCACGCAGCGCCGCGCCUGCUGCUGGCCCUGCUCGCCGCACUGACUGCGGGAGCGGUGCUGGCGGCGGCGGCGGCGCCUGCACCCACACAGCACGCAUCAACCAGGCGCUCCCUCAUCGUCGGCGGCGUGACUGCCAGAGCCAACAGGUUCCCCUACGUUGUGUCGAUACGCCGCAACGCGCGCGGAGAAGCUCACUUCUGUGGCGGCACGCUCAUCACCCCCACCGUCGUCCUCACGGCAGCGCACUGCUUCCACAGCAAGAGCGGCGCCCUGCUGGACUCGACCUGGACCCGCCCCAAGCUGCGCAUCGGGGCGUACGAUACCGCGGGGGGGCGGUACGAGGCGCGGGAUGCCGUGGCCCUGCUGGUACCGGACGUGUUCAACUGGCGCACCAACAACUUCGACGUCGCCCUGCUGCUGCUCAAGGAGCCUUCCGCGCAGCCCACCGUGCGCCUGGCGCGAGGCAAGCGCAAGAUGGACCGGCAGCGCGCGGGCGCCCCGCUGUACGCGGUCGGCUGGGGAAAGCUGGCCUACAACGGCGCGCUGCCCAAGCGCCUGCAGGAGGUCGCCCUGGAUUACAUCUCUCUCAAGCAGUGCGCCAAGUUUGCCCCCAAGUUCGACUGGGCCACCAACAGCAUGAUCUGCGCAGGCGGAAACUCCUGCUCCGGCGACUCUGGCGGCCCGCUCCUGCAGAAGGGGCGGGCCUCCAGCCGGGACGUGCAGGUCGGCAUCGUGUCAUGGGGCUGGAGCUGCGGCAACCGCAAGCCAGGCGUGUACUCAGAUGUGGCCUCUGUGCGGGGUUUCAUCGACUAUGGCAUCAGGAAGCUGAUCAAGCCUGCCACCCCCGUCAAGAAGCCGCUGGCCCAGCCAGGCAGGCGGCCGGUGCCCCAGCGUGGGCUGAAAGCCGUGGAGCAGUGGGCUGGAGCGGCGGCAGAGGCGGCGGCGGCGGAGGCGGCAGGAGGCCGGCCCGAGCUGGAGUCGUUUUGGAGGCGUGUUCCCUGA
Molecule: messenger RNA, 1014 nt
Organism: Chlorella variabilis
Lineage: Eukaryota; Viridiplantae; Chlorophyta; Trebouxiophyceae; Chlorellales; Chlorellaceae
Exons: 8
Coding region: 1-1014 (337 amino acids)
Biological process (GO): proteolysis
Molecular function (GO): serine-type endopeptidase activity
Source: RefSeq, a predicted model, not a curated record